Megalopta genalis is the source of this 776-nucleotide messenger RNA. The record is from RefSeq and is a predicted model, not a curated record. Lineage: Eukaryota; Metazoa; Arthropoda; Insecta; Hymenoptera; Halictidae.
AAAAUAAUAUAACGAUCGUGAAUGAGUCCAUGGAUAUCGAUAGAUCCAUGCCGUUUCCUACUUCAGAAGAACCUAUGGAGUUAUCGACACCGGAAUGCAGCUAUGAAGAAUCACAUAUGACAAUGGAAACAUCGUUGGGAGAUAAAAACUUGUACAUUGAUGAGGAAGAAAGCAAUCCAUCGCUGGAUGAAGAGAAGAUGGAGAUAUGCCAGAAUCAGUGCGAUUCGUCCGAUGACGACUAUUCGUUCAUCUACGAUGACCUCAUUGAUUACAAAAGGGAAAAUAUGUUGCGCGAACAGGAUAAGUUUAACAGGAAGGAGGGUGGCUCAAGCAAAGAUCUAUUUUCUGAUGACGACGUCAAAAUGGUCCCAGUGGAUACUAAGCCCAAGAUACGAUCUUGCUGCGAGCAAGCGGCCUAUAUGUCGCAUCCAAAUCAUUAUCAGAACAAGGAAGAAGAACAGGAAUCAAUUUGCAUGGCUGACAACGAAUAUUCGAGCGAUGACUCCGCUAGCACAGAUUUUGUAAUAUAUCCGUUGAACAAGAUUGUAAAUGUCUUCCUGGAUAGGCGGUCUCCGUCAGGUUUCCCGGUGCUAUCACAAAAUCCACCAUUAUGGAAACAAAUACAUACCGAUAAGUACGUACAGAAGACGUCGAUCAUACCGCCGGCCCCGUCGCCUAUGAGACAUUUGUACUACGAUUAUCCCGAGUUUAUGGAGAACCCGAAGAUUGAUACGCUUUUAACAGUGUUAGAUUUUACGAAUGUUAACCAUCUUUAA